CUGACUGGAAGUGUGGAGAGUUUUUACAGCCGUGUUCCCUUUAAGAAGAUGGUGUCUUAUUCCGUCCGAAGCCGCGUCAACCUGAGUGACAAGCCUAUCACUGAGGGGUUCCGUGAGUGUGAACGGAGAUGUGAUGAAGACCCGUGUUGCCGUGGAAUCGGAUACGUCAGGGACACACAGUCACCUGGAUCAGACGUUCUCUGCCUGACUCUGAACAGCUUUGGUAUCCAGACGUGUGGUGAAGGAGAACGGACAACCUGGAGAGUCCAGGACUGCACCCCCUCCAAAGUAGAAACCGGAGUGUAUCCGCUUGGCUGGUACGAGAAACCAGUGAACCAGUGGACUAAAUCACCACGGUUGUGCCCCAGUUUCCAACUACGUGUUCCUUCAGAGAACGUGAGUUUGAGUGAGUGGAAACUCCUGGAUGCGUCCUCUACUCUGGUGGAUCCGUCCGUCUCCACGUUUGACAUUAUUCACAUCAGUAAAGACAUCGCUGAGGACCUGGACAGGACCAGAGACUGGUGUCUGUCUGCCUGUGAGGAGGCUGAGUCCUGUGUUGUGGUGUCAGUGGGGCGGACCGACUCGGCUGUCCGCUGUGUCCUCUACCCAGACACCCUGGCCUGUGGCCCCUCCACUACCACCACCGGAGGUCAGGACUGUCGGCUGGUCAUCAGAGAGUCAGCUCUCCAGGUCUACCUCCACAAAGAACCCAAGGCGACGUUGACGUCAGUGUUUAUCCCGGCUCACGGAACGCUCCAGGGAUCGUCCGUGACAACGCUGCUCGGGUCAGACAGGAAGACAGUCAGACAGUUCUUGGGAGUUCCGUACGCUCGUCCUCCUAUGAGAGCCCUCCGUUUCGUCCCCCCACAGCCUGCUGAAUGGAGUGGCACAUGGAACGCCACGGUUACCAGACCCAGUUGUCUGCAGCCUGGAGCUGUGGAGUCAUCAGCCAGCAGUGAGGACUGUCUGUACCUCAACAUCUUCGUCCCCAGCGGCAUCAGAGGGAGUGCAGCGGUCCUGGUGUUCUUCCAUAACCCGUCUGGAGCAGCCAGCGAUGACACAGCAUCUCUACUGGACGGCUCCAACCUGGCUGCCGUCGGCAACAUCGUCGUGGUUACCGUCAACACCAGGGUUGCAGCGUUCGGAUUCCUCAGCACAGGGACCACAGCCCUGCCAGGUAACGCCGGCUUCCAGGACCAGGUAGCCGCUCUGAAGUGGGUCCAGGAGAACAUUGAGGCGUUCGGAGGUGACCCCAGGCUGGUGACGGUGGGGGCAGAGAGGAGUGGAGCCGACGUGGCCAGCCUACAUCUGACCUCCCCUUCCUCGCGUGGUCUCUUCGACAGGAUGCUGCUCAUGGGUGGUUCUGUGUUCUCCCCUGCCUCAGUGCUGAGUGGAUCCAAAGCCCAGGGGCAGGCUGAGGCUCUGGCCCGGGAGCUGGGCUGUCCCCCCUCCUCUGACCCAGAACAGCUGGGCUCCUGCCUGAGAGCAGCUCCAGCACAGGACCUCAACGCUGCCCAGACCAAGUUGCUGUCAGUCAGUGGGCCCCUGCAGGCUUGGGGUCCAGUGGUGGAUGGGGUCUCUGUCCAGGGGAAACCCUCCAUGGCCCUGAUGAAUGCAGGCUUCCACAGAGCUGACCUCCUGCUGGGCUCCUCCGCAGAGGAUGGACUCAUCAGCAGGGCCAAGAGGAUCAAGAACUUUGAGGAGCUCCAGGGGCGAGCUGACAGUAAAACAGCAUUCUACGAAGCCCUGUCCAACUCUCUGGGUGGAGACGAUGCCAAUGCCUUUGUCAAGGCUGCAGCCACCUGGUUCUACUCCAUGCAGCACUCUCCCUCUCCAGCUGGCUACAACCUCUUCUCUCAGGCUCUUAACAGUGCAACCAGAGAUCUCUUCAUUGUGUGUCCCACCAUAAAGAUGGCCAACUUCUGGGCCGCUAACACCAGAUCCAAUGUGUUCAUGUACCACCUGCCUGAGGACACCGCCCAGACCAGUGCUGACCUGUCAGUACCCCUGGAUGUCCACUAUGCCUUUGGCCUCCCCACAGCCCCUGACUACGACCUGUUCACCAACACAGAGAGACGCCUCUCCCUACAGAUGAUGACCUACAUGGCCAACUUCAUCAAGUCCGGAAAUCCCAACCAGGCUCACAGUGUGUCCCGCGUGGCCUUCAGCGAGGCGGCGCUGCCCCUCUGGCAUGCCUUCCAGUCUCACCCUGAGGGGGACAGCUAUAUGGAGGUGGAGCCAGGCCUCAGCAACCACAGGGGCCUCCGCAGGGCCCAGUGCUCCUUCUGGGCCGACUAUGUCCCCUCUCUGACCGCCUCCACUGGCAAACUUUCAUCUGCUGUGUUGGAAGGGGAAUCUGCUGGUUUGGGGGCUGGAACUCCAACACCAGAAACCAAGUUAUUUGUUGAUUUCUUGACAACUGUCACCCAGAGCAAACCCAAGUCAGAGAAGGAUGCUUAUAAUUAGAAAGAACAUCCACACUACGUAUCGUCUAAUCUGCAUUUAGGGUUUAUCACUCACACAUAGUGAGAAAUUACAUGUUGUUUCAACUGCCAAAGUAGUCGCUAAAUUAAGUCGUGUCAUUUAACUGCCUGUUUAGUUUCCAUACAAAUGAAAUAAAACAAUAAAACAAUUGCAUUACAUAAUA
Oncorhynchus keta (chum salmon) is the source of this 2647-nucleotide messenger RNA. RefSeq names its product thyroglobulin-like. Lineage: Eukaryota; Metazoa; Chordata; Actinopteri; Salmoniformes; Salmonidae. The record is from RefSeq and is a predicted model, not a curated record. Gene Ontology annotation, biological process: thyroid hormone generation.